Tachyglossus aculeatus (Australian echidna) is the source of this 1254-nucleotide messenger RNA. RefSeq names its product carboxypeptidase A2-like. Gene Ontology annotation, biological process: proteolysis. Gene Ontology annotation, molecular function: metallocarboxypeptidase activity; zinc ion binding. The transcript has 11 exons. Bases 1 to 1254 code for a protein of 417 amino acids. The record is from RefSeq and is a predicted model, not a curated record. Lineage: Eukaryota; Metazoa; Chordata; Mammalia; Monotremata; Tachyglossidae.
AUGAGGUGGAUCCUGUUGCUUGGUGCCUUAAUUGGGCAAAUCUACUGCCGAGAAACAUUUGUUGGACAUCAGGUUCUUGAGAUAAUACCGAGGAAUGAAGAACAGAUCCAGAACCUGGAGCAACUAGAGGCACAAGAUCAUCUUGAGAUUGAUUUCUGGAGAUCGCCUACCGUCCCAGAGCAAACUGUUCAUGUCCGAAUUCCCUUCAGCAGCCUCCAAGAUGUCAAAAUUUUCUUGGAGUCCCAAGGGAUUGCUUACUCUGUUAUGAUCAAAGACCUGCAGGUCCUGCUGGAUGAAGAAAAUGAAGAGAUGCUAAUGAACCAGAGGCAAGAACGUAGUAGUGGCUUCAACUUCGGGGCCUACCAUUCCUUGGAUGAGAUUUUCCAGGAGAUGGACCAACUUGCCGCUGCGUACCCCACCCUUGUGAGCAAACUGCAAAUUGGAAGUUCUUUUGAAAACCGACCCAUGAAUGUGCUUAAGUUCAGCACGGGAGGAAACAAACCUGCAAUCUGGUUGGACGCGGGGAUCCAUUCUCGAGAGUGGGUCACUCAGGCUACAGCCCUGUGGACAGCAAACAAGAUCGCAUCUGAUUACGGGAAGGAUCCAUCCAUCACCUCGCUCUUGGACACCAUGGAUAUUUUCCUGCUGCCUGUCACCAACCCAGAUGGAUACGUCUUCUCUCAGACCAAGAAUCGCAUGUGGCGGAAGACCCGAUCCAAAAUCCCAGGGAGCCUCUGCUUUGGAGUGGAUCCAAACAGGAAUUGGGACGCGGGUUUUGGAGGACCUGGAGCGAGUAACAACCCCUGCUCUGAUUCCUACCAUGGACCCAGCGCCAACUCUGAAGUGGAAGUGCAAUCCAUCGUAGAGUUUAUCAAGAGCCAUGGCAACAUCAAAGCCUUCAUCACCCUUCACAGUUACUCCCAGCUACUGAUGUACCCCUACGGAUAUAAAUGCACGAAGUUGGAUGACUUUGACGAACUGAAUAUCUUGGCCAAUUCUGCUGCCCAAGCGUUGACAAGCUUGUACGGUACCAACUACAAAGUGGGACCCAUUUGUUCCAUCAUCUACCAAGCCAGUGGCGGUAGCAUUGACUGGUCCUAUGACUACGGCAUCAAAUACUCCUUUGCCUUUGAGCUGAGAGAUACAGGUCUCCAUGGCUUCCUCCUGCCGGCUAAUCAAAUCAUUCCCACCGCCGAGGAGACCUGGCUGGGCCUGAAGACCAUCAUGGAGCACGUGCGAGACCACCCAUACUAG